AUGGGAUUUUUCGAGUUACAGAGACAAGGAGGACGACGAAUUGAGCGGGAAGAAGAAUUAGAAACAGCGUUUCCUUGUGAACGUUUGAAGGGUAGUUUUUCGGUGUUUAAGCUGAACGAGAAGAAGAAGAAAUGGAAAAAGAUAAAGAGUAUAGGUGAUGAUAAGAUAUUGUUUAUAACUUUUGAUGGUUGUUUCUUCGCCUCGGCCAAUGAUUUUCCAGGAUGGAAAGGGAAUUGUAUUGUAUUCCAUUAUCACAGAUUUGACGAAUUUGAAUAUGCUUUUAUUAAAUUUGUGGUUGGUGUUUUUCAUCUCGACGGUGGUGAUAGUGGUCCGCUAACAUCUUUUCCGGGCUAUUAUAACAUGUUAUGGCCACCACCAUCAUGGCUCUGGACCGAUACAGGUUUAUUAAACAUAGGUGAAAGUGAUAUGGAAGGAGAAAGAGAAGUACCCAACUCUGUGCAAGCUUCCAAAAGACGACGACAUUCUUUAAGAAGAAGGGAAAUGAUAUUCUGGAGAUUAACUACUCCUUGGGUCCUUUCGAUACGAAGAAGAAUGAAAAGGAAGCAUCACAGGAGAAGAAGAUUAGGUUGUUCCUGAGAUGAAAGCGAUAUGCUUAGCUGAGAAUUUAUCAGACUGAGUGUUCUGCCAUCUGUAAUAGUUAACUGUUUGAUAAAUAGGAUGCUUCAUCCUGUUAUAUUAAGUGAUAUAUAUUUU
This is a messenger RNA of Spinacia oleracea (spinach), 714 nucleotides long. RefSeq lists its product as uncharacterized. Lineage: Eukaryota; Viridiplantae; Streptophyta; Magnoliopsida; Caryophyllales; Amaranthaceae. Bases 1 to 597 code for a protein of 198 amino acids. The transcript has 5 exons. The record is from RefSeq and is a predicted model, not a curated record.